AUGGGCUCCAGCGGUUCAAUCGCUAACAUCAAGCCCGUCAACAUGGAGAGUAACCUGGAGGCUUGUGAUAUCACAUUUCCGGUUCCUGUUUCCAACAGCCCAUCCGCUGCCUUCAGAGCGAUUGUCUCGUCUUUGUCUGAACUGCAGUCUUCUGAGGAAAAGGCGCGAGUGGCAAGACUGUCGCUAAUGAACGGGGGAGAGCAUAUCGCUGUGAUAUUGCUUUUGGAAGGUCACAAGCCCAUGGAGUCUUUUUCUCGGCUGCAAAUUGAGAUGGUGUGCUCAGGUUGUCCCAUCCCCAUGAUCCCCAUCUCCACGACCCAAGAUUUGGCCGACUGCCUUGAAUCUCUCAGGCGGGAUUGCAUUAGGAAGAAUCACGCUGCCAAUACUGAGCAACAGGCAACUAAUGAUAACUUAGUAUGCUGGUGCGUCGAAGGCAAACCUCUUUCAAGAGACCAGGUCAACGUUCUGACCGGAAUCACAUCCGGGUUCAGGGGCUUCGCAGACCUCUACUCCAGCCCAGGCGGCCAAGCUACAAUCUGUGAAUACCUUGGAGGUAGCGAUGGUGAACGAGUCGUCUCGUUUCUCUCCAAUGGCCCGUCGCACAUCCGCGAGCAACCAGGACUAACAGAUGCACACAAUGUGUGA
Messenger RNA from Fusarium fujikuroi IMI 58289, 645 nucleotides. RefSeq lists its product as uncharacterized. The record is from RefSeq and is a predicted model, not a curated record. Lineage: Eukaryota; Fungi; Ascomycota; Sordariomycetes; Hypocreales; Nectriaceae. The transcript has 3 exons. The coding region runs from base 1 to 645 and encodes 214 amino acids.